CAAGGAUUCGGACGCAGUCGGUGAGGUAAACAGAGCCACGUCUCCAAGGUCCUUUGCAUUAGUGAUGGUGAUGUGCAGCAGUGUACGAGAAUGCUUUGGGUCCAAGCCUCCGAUGGCGGUGUUCAGUAUGUCCAUAGUAGGGUUCGCGCUGACUCUUGUCGGAGUCUCACUUUACUUCCAGAGCCACAGGACACAGAUUUUGAAUCCAGAUAUUAAGGAUUGGAACAGUUUCUUUACAACUCUCUCAGACAUGGAGGUAUGCUUUCCUGCACCACAGUCCCCUGAUGAGGCUGUGCUACGGACAAGAGCCAGACGCGAGCUGGCAACUGCCAGCCUUACCACCACCACCACCUCAAAUUCUCUGCUUCUGGCAACCGAUGCCCGGGGCAAUGACACAGAGGCCAAUGUGACCAUCAGCGUAUUGGCAGAUGUCCAGGUGCAGAGGAAAGGUGUCAGCCUGGAGGGACUUACCUUGCACUCCCUCGUGGGGGCCAAGUUCUUUGGAUUCAAGAGAGACAAGAGUGUCUUGGAAGUAACCAUAGACUUGGCCAGGCAAAUCUCCAAAAACUGGACUGCUUGCAUGACCCUCUCUGGCCCAGCCCACUUGCUGCCCAACUCUCCUCAGACGCCUCCAUCUUGCACGCCAGUAAAGGAACCAAAGACAAGUGAGGUGUUCUUAGCCCAACCCUGGUUAGUACUGGAAGAGGAUGAAUGGUGUAUGAAUGGCACUGUGGGAAGUCUCAGUGUCACUCCUCAGCACGAACUCAAUGUUUAUCUCACAGAGGGUGAUGUAACUUUGAUUCAGGUGCACAUCCUGUAUACCACAUGUCUUCUCUGCGUUAUGAUGAUUGGCCUCCUGUUUUACUUCCUUUGUGGAAAGCGCUGCUCGACACGUACCAAGGCAGCACCUCUUCCUGACAAAGUGCCCCUAAACCCAUGAUGAGCCAAAAGCAUAGAAGUGUUUACAGCACUAUUAUUGCAAUGGACUUGAAGGACCAGUAGGGCAAAGCUGUCAUUACUUUGUGGUAGUGAUGCAUGUAAGAAUCCUGUAGGCUUCAUAUUGAAAGCACAAGUGGUUUAAUACAUUUUUAUUAUUUUUGUUGGGAACAUCUGUAUUUUCUGUGGAAAAUGUGAUCAUAACUGUAUUGUUAAUGCAGUGUGAAUAUGCAGAGAAAGUAGGUACAUAUUAACAAUCAUGGCUAAAGAUUAUGGAUGUUUCCCUGUAUAAUGUACUAGUUACAACCUUAUUACCAGCAUUUUAUUUUAUAUUUUUAUGUGUAGAUUCUGGGAAUAUUAGUAACUUCCACCUCUUACUAUUUCAAAAAGACACAAUAUUAGAAUUUUUAUUGACUUUUAUGUCAGUGACUAUGCAGUUGUAGGGUGCCUUUUUAUAUUGACUUUUUAAUUGUAUUUUUGUGGGGUUUAUGGCAAAAUUCAGAAUUUUAUCUACAUGGUAUUUUUUUAGUAAUUAUAAUGGAAACAUGUAAGGAGGGUUUCAAGGGCUUUAGAAAUUCAACACAAAUUUUUAAGAAAUAAUUCUUUAAUUAUCAGUGAUAUAAAUUUUUCUGUAAUGAUUUACAAGCCAGUUGGUGUAAUAACCAAACCAGUGCAACAUAAAAUCUUAUGACUGUGUGCACUCAGCUAUAACAUCUGUCAUGGCAGGCUAUUCCUUUACUUUCAUCUUUUUGUGAAUAGGGUAAAGCAGGGAAAAGCUGUGGGGUUAACAAGGGAAGUAGUUUUAAGAUACAUACCUUACACAAGUAAUUAGGUUAUCUCCAAAAGCUACAGCAUCAAAAUGACAUGACUCAUCUCCAUGAAGUUCAUCAAACGCAUCUGUAAACAACUGCAGUUUCUAAAGCAAUUAUUAUGCCAUCACAUGAAGUACUAUCACAGGGUUAAGUGCAUUUAUACCA
Molecule: messenger RNA, 1913 nt
Organism: Penaeus monodon (black tiger shrimp)
Lineage: Eukaryota; Metazoa; Arthropoda; Malacostraca; Decapoda; Penaeidae
Product: transmembrane protein 248-like
Source: RefSeq, a predicted model, not a curated record